This is a messenger RNA of Lytechinus variegatus (green sea urchin), 4351 nucleotides long. RefSeq names its product DNA replication licensing factor mcm4-A-like. Lineage: Eukaryota; Metazoa; Echinodermata; Echinoidea; Temnopleuroida; Toxopneustidae. The coding region runs from base 103 to 2835 and encodes 910 amino acids. The transcript is spliced from 19 exons. Gene Ontology annotation, biological process: double-strand break repair via break-induced replication; mitotic DNA replication initiation; DNA strand elongation involved in DNA replication. The record is from RefSeq and is a predicted model, not a curated record. Gene Ontology annotation, molecular function: ATP binding; single-stranded DNA binding; ATP hydrolysis activity. Gene Ontology annotation, cellular component: nucleus; MCM complex.
AUCUUAAUAUACUUUCGCGGGAUGUUUUAACACGUGAUAAAUGUUGUCAGCUGCAAACCAAACGAAUCAGACAGCGCCUAUAAAAGUAUCUCGUUGUAAAAGAUGUCCUCUCCAAGUAGCAGAGUAAGUACUCCCAGCACCAGGAGCAAACGAGGCCGUGGUGAUGAAAGUGCAAAUGGUACCCCCAGCAAGCGAGGACGUAGUAGUCAAGGCGACAGCCCGGAACAUCCAGUUACACCUAGACGCUCGGGGCGAUCCACAGCACAUGGAACUCCAUCCAGCAAAGCUGGCACUCCUCGUCGUAGUACCCGUGGAAGUACCGCAACGUCGCCCAAGGCUCCGUCAGAUAGACCACUAGACUCCUCACCAGGGGGCGACUUACCUCCUAUGCCCUCCUCCCCUGCCUCAGGGGAGCCAGGACACGUCCAUGAUACUUCCCUCUUCUCCAGCCCUGGGGGUGCUAGACCAGGUAUAAGUGAGCUUGAUAUGAGUUCACCUUUGAACUAUGGCACCCCUAGUUCAUCACGCCUUGGAAGCACUCCAGGACGUAGUGUUGGUACACCCAUCCGUCCAAGGAGUGACAUCCGUAGUGACAGGAAGAUUAGGCAAGUUAACUUGGGCUCAGAUCAAUCGGGUGAGCCAGCUACCGAGCCAACUGGAGCAGUGACCAGUGACCAACCCGCCGGUCAGCAGAUGGUCAUCUGGGGAACCAAUGUGGUUGUCACGGAAACCAAAGAUAAAUUUCAGCGAUUUGUUGAGCGUUUCAUCGAUCAUGACGCUGACCCUUCUGAAGGCAUUAAUCCUCAUGAACCACUCUAUUUGCAGAAAUUAGAAGAGAUCCAAACCCUUGAGUUGCCAUUUUUGAAUGUGAACUGUAAGCACAUGAAGGACUUUGAUGCGGACCUCUACAACCAGCUGGUCACCUACCCGCAGGAAGUGAUUCAGAUUUUUGACAUGGCUGCCAAUGAGAUGUUCUUUGAACGUUAUCCCGAUACAAACCUUGAGCAUCAGGUCCAGGUCAGGACCUUCAAUGCAGAGAAGACCAAGAACAUGAGGUCCCUGAACCCUGAAGAUAUUGACCAGCUGAUCACCAUCACUGGAAUGGUCAUCCGUACCUCCCAGCUCAUUCCUGAGAUGCGCGAAGCGUUCUUCCGUUGCCACGUCUGCUCCUAUACCCAGAGUGUGGAGAUUGACCGUGGUCGUAUCGGAGAGCCGGCCGUUUGCCGAGGCUGUCAGACCAAGUACAGCAUGGCGCUCAUUCACAAUAGAUCACAGUUCUCGGACAAGCAGAUGGUUAAACUCCAGGAAUCACCAGAUGACAUGCCUGCCGGUCAGACCCCACACACCGUCGUCCUCUAUGCCCACAACGAUCUUGUAGACUAUGUAUCGCCUGGUGACAGGGUGUCCGUGACCGGUAUCUACCGUGCUACCCCUCUCCGCGUGAACCCCAAUCAACGCAAUGUGAAGGCUGUGUACAAGACCUACAUUGAUGUCAUCCAGUUCUGCAAGGAUGAUUCAGAGAGGCUACAUGAGAAUGUAGAUGAUGGUGAUGAUAAACAAACUUUCACAGAGGAGCGUAAGGAAGAGCUCAUCAAUCUCUCCAAGACAUCAGAUAUCUACAACAGACUUGCUCGAGCACUAGCACCAAGUAUUUAUGAGAAUGAAGACAUCAAGAAAGGAAUCCUCUGUCAGUUGUUUGGAUCAGCCAAGAAAGAUUUCUCUAAUGCAGGAAGAGGCAAUUUCAGAUCCGAUAUCAACAUCCUCCUGUGUGGAGACCCUGGUACCAGUAAGUCACAGUUGCUUCAGUAUGUACAUCGUUUGGUCCCUAGGGGGCAGUAUACAUCAGGCAAGGGGUCGAGCGCUGUCGGUCUGACUGCCUACGUCACAAAGGAUCCGGAGACGAGGCAGCUGGUUUUACAAACUGGAGCUCUCGUACUCAGUGAUAAUGGAAUCUGUUGCAUCGAUGAAUUUGACAAGAUGAAUGACAGUACAAGAUCUGUUUUACAUGAAGUUAUGGAACAACAAACACUCUCAAUCGCCAAGGCUGGGAUCAUCUGUUCUCUGAAUGCCCGUACAUCCAUCUUGGCCGCUGCUAACCCUGUGGACUCGCAGUGGAACCCUAAGAAGACUAUUAUUGAUAACAUUCAGCUCCCUCAUACCCUCCUCUCAAGGUUUGACCUAAUCUUCUUGAUGCUAGAUCCCCAGAAUGAGAUCUUCGAUCGGCGCCUUGCCAACCAUCUUGUUUCCCUUUAUCAUCAAGGAGGCCAAGAAACGGAAGAGGAAUUCUUGGACAUGAGCCUGCUGAGGGACUACAUUUCUUACGCACGGACCUACGUCCAGCCAAACCUCGGUGACGAGGCUAGUCAGCUCCUUAUCCAGGCAUAUGUAGAGAUGAGGAAGAUUGGCAGUGCCAAGGGAAUGGUGUCUGCGUAUCCUAGGCAACUGGAAUCGCUGAUAAGGCUGUCCGAGGCACACGCUCGCAUGAGGUUCUCUAAGGAGGUGGAGAGGGAGGAUGUUCACGAGGCUAAGAGGCUCCACUAUGAGGCCCUGAAGCAGGCUGCCUUUGACCCGAGAGACGGAACCAUCAACGUUGACAUCCUAGCCACCGGUGUUAGUAACACGGCCCGUAAGCAGCAGCAAGAAUGUGCUAGCGCCCUCAAGAAGCACAUCGAAGCAAAGGGCAAGGUCGUCAUGCUCAAGUAUCAUCAGCUUUACGAAGAGUUCCGACAGUCAUCGGAUCUGCCCAUUACAAGAGAUAUGUUCGAUGGAGCAUUGAGAGUUCUACAGGACCAGGACUUCUGUAUCAAGACCAACAAAACCAUCAGGAUUAUCUAAAACUAGAAUUGGAUGGACCAAGACUUCUGUGUUAAGACCAUCAUGAUUAUCUAAAAUCUAGACUUUGAUGGAUCCUUUAUUGCUCAGGAUCUCGCAAAAUAAGGUUACUUUAAUUAUUUUCAUAAGUACCUCAAAUUUUAUCUAGUUAUGCGAAUAUUAAAAAAAAACGAUGUUAGAUUGAAUAUUCAAUCUUAUAAAGACUAGAUGGAAACCAGAAAUAUAAUAAUAAUCAGUAUAUCAUUGAUUGAAAUAUAAUUGAUUAUAUAAUAUAACACUCAUAUAUUUUUGUUGUUGCAGAUGUGGUGUUGUUAAAUAGGGUUUGGUAAUUACACUUUCUAUGAGAGAAAUGUAUUUCUUUGAACUCUCUACAUGAUUAUGUUUUAAGUUUUAAUAAGAAGAAUAUGUGAAUUUCUUCUGUUUGAAAUAUGAAUAAAAUAGCUUUGUAAGAACAUUCGCUAUAAAUGUCCUCAUCACUUUUGCAUGUAAAUUUCUGCAAAACCUAAUGAAUUGCUCAAAUAAGAAGGCGAAAAACAUCCACAGCAUCCUUGUAUUGCAACAGCCUCUACAAUGAUCGCUACAAAGUCAAACUGAAUACCAGUGUUUCUUGUUAAUAUUCUGUAUACGGUAUUAAGUUAUUAUUUCAGAGUGGUGUUUAUAUUUUUGUUUACUUAAGCCAGUCAGUCUUCAUCAGGACUCUUCAUAGGAUACCAAACAUAUUAGUACGUCUAUGGUAGCGAAAGCAUCUAAGAAAUUAUCCCUAUCAAAAUUGCAGAGUGAAAAAUUGUGAAGAAAAAUGUUUUUUUAAACUGAACAUAUUGAAGGUAUUAAACAUUAUAUCCCAAGUUUUGAAUAUCAAUGGCUCUGUGAAUAACUUUCAGGUUGAGUUUAGCUUCAAACAUGUUUUCUUUAUGAAAAUGUUAGUAUUUCUUCUUUAUUUUUUGUCCUUAAGUUACUCUUGUGUCAACCAUUUGGUAAUUCAAUGUGAAUAUCAAAAUCACAGAAAACCGUUCAAUAAUUAGCGUGUAUACUGUUGUCCCUAUACAAUUUUGAACCUCUUAUACAAAUGUGUUGUAUGUGAGGGUCCCCUCUUUAUUUUCUAUUUUAGUUAUUAUGUUUGUUUCUAACAAAUGGUUGAUUAUCAAAGAUAUUUAUUUAAUCUUAUGAAUCCAAGGUAUUUUAACCUGCCAAUUACUUUUGCAGUGCAUAUGCUAUUUCUAAACACAUGGGGAAAAAAUUCACAUUUUUAGUUUAAAUUCAACAAGUGUAACUUUUUUUUGUUGGAGAAAGUGCCUUAAAUGUAUCAUGAAAUGAACUGUAUAUAAUAUAAUAUCCUUUUUUUUUGAAAAAAAUGUAAAAAAAGCUCAUCUGUAAUAUAAAUUUGUUUGUACAUAUUGUAUGUAUUAACGAGGUGUCAUUGUGCUUUCUAGCCCUGCCCCAGUUUCAUGGAAGAUUGUUAGUAUUAAUAGCAAAGGCAAAAUUAUUUUUGUCCCAUUAGCUAUCAGCCAAUCAAAUGCUA